Messenger RNA from Symbiodinium sp. CCMP2592, 212 nucleotides. The record is from the annotation of a GenBank genome assembly. Lineage: Eukaryota; Dinophyceae; Suessiales; Symbiodiniaceae.
AUGGAUGGAAGGAGGACUGCAGAGUGGCUUUCAGACGAGUACGCGGAGGACCCGGAUCUGAACGUGAGCCAGUGCCAGGUUUGGCAGCAGGAGGAGGUUCCUGGAGGGCGCCCCUUGAACUUCGAGCUGGGGCUGACCAGGGACCACCCCCUCAAAGCAGGGUGGAAGUGGUGGCGCAGCACAGUGGUCUCGAUGGAGAAGCUUCCAUCCGA